Lineus longissimus is the source of this 2854-nucleotide messenger RNA. RefSeq lists its product as uncharacterized. The transcript is spliced from 2 exons. The record is from RefSeq and is a predicted model, not a curated record. NCBI's taxonomy places the organism in Eukaryota, Metazoa, Nemertea, Pilidiophora, Heteronemertea, Lineidae. Bases 309 to 2414 code for a protein of 701 amino acids. Gene Ontology annotation, molecular function: zinc ion binding.
CGAAAUGACGUAGUGUUUUGACACGCUGGCAUUUAUCGUUGGUUUUUCAGUGAUUGCAGAUCGCAACUGGCGUAGACCAUGUUGAUAUGACCGUUUGGAUGACGGUGAACUCUCGGCCACGAACUCAGGCAAGCACAUCUGGCAAAUUCUUUCGUACAUCACUAUAUACAGCUGCAAUCAUCGCAACAAUCUCCCAUUGAGAGGAUAGCUGGCCAUUUGCUGCGAAGCCAGUAUCACUACCGUUGCCAAUGGUGAGAUUGCAUUAAUCAAUCCAGGCAUUGCACGCAGAACCCGCUAAACAAUUCAAAAUGUCAUCGUCAUGUCAUCUAUUGAAGAUCAAGAAAGAAGUCGAGUGCUCCAUCUGCUGUGAAAUCUUCACUGCACCAAAGAUCCUCGAGUUAUGCAACCAUGUUUACUGCAAGAAAUGCUUAAUCGACCUUGCAAAGUCGAAGGGCGGCUCAUCGUUUCCAUGUCCACAGUGUCGCGUAGAGUGCAAGCUCCCCGAUGGUGGUGUGGAUGGGCUGAAGGAUGAUCUCAUGACGAAGAGUUUUGUUGAGAUCCUUGCUGCAUCAGAUUCGGAACGCCCCAUAUCAGAAAAUGCUGUGAUGUGCAGUAUCUGCCAUGAGCUGGAAGUAAAGUCGGUUUGUGAUUUAUGCGACUGCGACCUCUGCCCAGAUUGUAGGAGUAGCCAUCUUGAUGAGACGAAACAAACUGGCGAUCACAUCAUCUAUGAUUUUUGUAUGAAGCACAAGAGGCGGAUGAAGCACUUCUGCUACAAGUGCGACGUAUUGAUAUGUGCGAAGUGUCUCAGAACAGAUCAUUCAAAAGAAGACCAUGGCACACACAUGUACAAGACUUUUGUCACUGAUCAGGUGAAAUCUUUAAAAGAGCAGGCUGACAAACUUUUAAACACCACCAAGUCAACAGCGGACCGGAUCACAAAAGUUGACCUGUACCUGACGGGAGCAAAACGGAAAUUCGAGUCUAAAAAAAAGAAGAUUAUGGACGAAUCAAAUGCCGCCAUCAAUCCACUGGCACGUGAUAUCUACGAUGUGAAACAGGAGAUUAAAAAACUUAAGAUUCGACUGAAUCAGCUGGAGAAUGAGAAAGCAACACACGUAGAAAACAUGGAAGCAAAGAUAAAAGAAAUUGACAAAGUUCAUUUUGAUUCCUUUGAGGUCGAGCCUUCCAGGAUAACCCUAUCAACCGCAGUUGAAUGGCUUGCUACGACAAAGGACAGGCUUAAGGAGUUAAAGCAACAAAAUUGGCAUGGGGUUGAACAUCACCAACAAAUCGUUGCUUGUAGAAGCGGUACGGUGGCGAUCGCGUCGAUACUUGGAGAUCUGCAAGGCUCGAUUGACAAGAUCGAACUGGUUGGCCAAUUUUCGGAGGGUGCAGAACUGAAUGUCAGUCCAGACGAACAGGUUUGUCACUUGUCGGGGAAUGCAGAAGUGGAUGUUACUCAUAAUGCUGGGUCCUCGAGAGCAGAACAUGAUUCCAGGUCAGCAGCCAUGGCAGAGGUUGCAGAACGAAUUACAAAAACAAAUUCAUAUGCUUGGUCAUUUCCUACAGGUUUUCCUAGGUCUCAAAGUCGACUGAUACGUGAAUGGAAUUUUGACACGAACGGUCCUAGUUGUAUUUAUAGUGUUGUUUGUCUGCCAGAAGGUUUGGCAAUCCUGGAUGGCACCAGUGAUAUAAGCCAAAGCAAGAUUUUCUAUUUCCCUUCUAUGGAUGUGAAAGACUUUAAGGAGGUCACCCAAGGGGUGACACUGUCGAAGGAUUUGACCGCUAACGUCCGUGGCGAUUUGGUCUUACUUCGGACGGGUAAGCCUCAUCUGCGGGUUUACCUCUUUGCUAGGAAUUACCAGCGGUAUGAAAACAUAGCAUACCAAGUUGCAUUUACAAGGCCUCACGCCCUCGCAUGCACUGGCGAAGUGAUUAUCGUUCUCGACGGAUUUCACCCAGACGUUAAUAUUUUUGUUCUCACUUGCGAAGGCGAAGUGUUGCAUUCCCUUAAAGAGAGCCAUCAUGGCCGUCUAGCGUACGAUUCGCUCAACCAAAUGGUCUACAUCUCUUUCCCGGGAUCCGAAGCUUUCAAGCUCUCUGGUGAUACAUUGUCACCAACCGGAAAGAUACCAGAGCUACCUCGUGCCCUCCUGGUCCGAGACAUUUGUUGUGGAGCUGACGGAAUUAUUGUUGCAGCUGGUAUGCUCAGGCACAAAUUGUCCGGGUACAGUCAUGAGAGCCGCCACCGUCUCAUGGUCAUUUUACUUAUUGAUGACAAGAUAUCUAUCGUCAAUACUGGAGAGCCUAUCUUUGUGGACGAAAAUGUUGAUCGGAUUCGAAUAGACAUCAAGGAAAAGGUGCUUAUCAUUGGUAUUGGAGCAAAGUUGCUAUUUUAUCAGAUGAUUUGAAAACCUGGCUGAUCUUGAUUUUUUAGUGGUUCCGGUGUAAUGUUUUUGAGUGUUUCUGUUUUUGAGUGUUUCUGUUUUUGAGUGUUUCCCCUCAUUGUUUGGGAACGCUCAAAAAUAGAUUGACAAGUUUUUCUGUGUAUCCCCCCUAUUGAAAUGUCGUGGUCUCUCUAGCUGCCUAUUGUUUGGAAACACUGACACAUGGGGAACAACCACAGAUGUUACACCGGCAUUCACCCUUUGACCCAAAGAGUCGAGGUUUCAAGACCCGCGGUAGCUAGUUCCCGCAAUGCGGCCGGCUGGCCACACAGGCAAAAAGUCCAUAAUGACCUGCUAGAGAAUGUAUUUGAGCUAUUUGAACUAUGAAAAUUCUGCAUAGAGAUUUCGAUGACGACUAUUUCGUGUUUUACAGUUUUUUCAUAGUUUUAAAAAAGUAUUUCUAU